CAGUCCCUCCCAACACGGUGCUGGCUAUUGUUUCUAGCAAUUUCACUUUAUUUAGUGUUUAAAAUAUAUUUAUUUCAUUAAUUUUUCCGUGCAAGGAUCUUGUGAGCGAAAAGUGUGAAAUCUUUCAAAAUUGUGUACCUAUGUAAAAGGAAACUAAAUAUGAAACAGUAUUAAAUUGUCUGAUUUAGUUAUCAAGAUUUUAUAAAUGUGAUCAAGAUAGGGUCUAAAAUGAGUUUAAAUCGAGCAGAAUUGAACAACACCGUCGUACCUGAGGGAGCUAACAGCCCCUGUUAUUUCUGCAAUGAUGAGUUUGAAAUGGGGAAAUUGCAAAACCACCUGAAGCAAUGCGGCAGCAUCCUGGAGCAGUGCCCGUUGCGUUGUGGCGCUUGGAUACAACGGAAACACAAGGAUACACAUGUCAAAGAGUGCCCUAAAAUGGAUAAGAACCGCACCGAGUCGACCCACGUCCGCGUGGUGGACCCAUCACCUCCCGUCGUCAGCAACCACACCUGGACUCCGAAGUCCGUUCCUUUGGAAGACUGCGUCACAUACCUUGAGAAGGAACUCACUACGAUCAAACUGAUCCUAACAGAAGAGUCAAGUAACCGCGACAUCCAGUCCACGGAACUAGAGAACCUUCGCACCAAGCUGGUGCUGGUGGAGGAACGAGCUCAGCACUUCCUCUCGACCCUGGUCUCACUCAGAGCAGCGUUAGAUGAUGAGGCAGAGAGAUCAGCUAACUGGGCGGCACAGUUCAAACAUGACUUGGCUAAUGUUCAGCUGGCUUUGCAAGAGCUACAGAGCCAGCAGCUGACCACGGUGAUGCGACUGGAGAGCGCCAUCAGCAGCAUCGUGCACGAGCAGAACGAGAGAGAACUACUAGAGCAGGCGCUGACGCAUCAUGAUAAUAGGAUACGUACUAUUAAUAAGCUGGAAGAAGUAAUAGAAUACGUAAAGCAAACAGUGGAAGAGGAAAGACAGCGUAAUGCUGAGAACUGCGCAGCGUUGGAAGCUGAACUGGCAGAAGCCAGACGAUCUUCGGACCAACUCGCUCAACUUUCCACCUUGAGGAUGCAGCUACAACAUGCUUCUACUGAAAACCCGGCGUUUGAUCGUCUUGCAAUACUGGAAGUAGCGACAGCAGAUGCACGCGCAGAAGCAGCAGAACAUACAAACAAGAUGGACGUCAUUUCCCGCGAUUUGCGUGCGCUCACGAAGAGCUACAACAAACUGCGAUCGGAGUUAGCUGACUUUCAAGCGAGGAUGACUCUGGAUCAUCCGGAGAAUGGGACUGAUGACGGACACUUUAUCUGGAGGAUAGAUAAGUUCUCGUCACGCAUGAAGGAGGCGAAGGAAAAAGACGCAGUGCUCACCAGCCCACUGUUCCGUACCAGCAAGUAUGGAUAUACACUGAAGGCGGAAAUAAACCUAAACGGCAUAGGGAAAUGGCGGGGCCGGCACAUAACAUGCACAGUGCGGCUCGCCACGGGGCCCUACGAUCCGCUACUGGCGUGGCCCUGUGACCUUAGCGUCAAUAUUGUGCUGAAGGACCAGCCCGCUAAUAGGAGCCAGGCAAUGGAUAUAGUCAAAACAUUGGAACUACGUCGUAAGUCAUCGAGACCCAUCGAACAAGACCCAAAUGAAAAGACCAGGUCUACUGAAAGUCUGGACCAGGGUAUACUCCAAAUGAAGAGACAGUACAUCUUCAUACCACACACAAGCCUUGAUAAAUUCGAAUAUAUUAAGAACGAUGUUAUGUUCUUUGAGUUUAUUGUAAAUCAAUGAUUUACAUAUGUACUUAUACUUACUGUUAACUAAUUUUAUCUAAUAAAAACAAAAAAUAACCCAUGACUCGAUUACCAAAAAAUUAUAUCAAAGAAAACUAAACAGGGCCGGAUUGAGACAUGGGGCCUCUAAUUUAUGUAAACCUUGAGGCCCCCGUGCUUUAGUUGUUAGAUUAAAACUUUUUAGCCUCUAAGGCCAACUGUAUUUAAUAAUUAUAAGUUUAAUAUUUAUUUUAUUAAAUCUAUGUACAAGUACAAUAUUAUUUUUAUUAUGUCUGUGUCUAUAAAUGGAAAAUAAGCUAACUAUAACAUAAUGCAGGGUAAGCGCCUUAACAUAAUUAUAACGAAAUAAAACUAAAAAUAUUCAGUGUUUACCAUUUAUUUCAGAUAAUAAUAGUAAUACAAUUUCUCAGGAUUACCUUAUAAAUCACAUGGUAUCUACUAAGAAAAUACGAAUUAAGUUGUUACAUAAGUUUUUUUUUUACAUUUUACCAAUUUUACACACAUACUUAGUAUAAUGUAAGAGUAGAUAGACGUAUUACAUUUACCAAGUUUCACCACAAUUACGUAUAUCAACUUAAUAUUAUAUUUGAAAAUGGGCUCGCAAAAUGUACAUUGUACACAAAGCAUUUGUAUUUUGUACUGUAUACAUAAAAAUUCAAAUAUUUUCCUU
Colias croceus (clouded yellow) is the source of this 2457-nucleotide messenger RNA. It is a transcript of the gene Traf-like, whose product is annotated as TNF receptor-associated factor 2. Gene Ontology annotation, molecular function: tumor necrosis factor receptor binding; ubiquitin protein ligase binding. NCBI's taxonomy places the organism in Eukaryota, Metazoa, Arthropoda, Insecta, Lepidoptera, Pieridae. Gene Ontology annotation, cellular component: cytoplasmic side of plasma membrane; plasma membrane signaling receptor complex. The record is from RefSeq and is a predicted model, not a curated record. The coding region runs from base 229 to 1785 and encodes 518 amino acids. The transcript has 10 exons. Gene Ontology annotation, biological process: positive regulation of JNK cascade; tumor necrosis factor-mediated signaling pathway; regulation of canonical NF-kappaB signal transduction.